Messenger RNA from Cercospora beticola, 1137 nucleotides. RefSeq names its product TOM complex receptor protein TOM20 (gene TOM20). The record is from RefSeq and is a predicted model, not a curated record. Lineage: Eukaryota; Fungi; Ascomycota; Dothideomycetes; Mycosphaerellales; Mycosphaerellaceae. Gene Ontology annotation, biological process: protein targeting; protein import into mitochondrial matrix; tRNA import into mitochondrion. Gene Ontology annotation, molecular function: transmembrane protein transporter activity. Gene Ontology annotation, cellular component: mitochondrial outer membrane translocase complex; mitochondrial outer membrane.
CAUCACUGGACUAGUUCGACGCGCCCCAAAAGUUCUUCAACAUCAACUUCGCUCUGUACCAGUCGACACAACACCCAGAAUCAUCACGCCUAGGAUCGCCGAGAUACACAGUACAUAACAGGCAAUCGAGAAAGAAGAAUGGCAUCUACAACACCCUCAUCUGGUCCCUCAGCAACCACCAUAGUCGCUGGCAUCGCAUCCCUCCUUGCCGUCAGCGGCAUUGGCUAUGCAUUCUACUUCGACUACCGACGCCGCAGCGACCCCGAAUUCAGAAAAUAUCUCAAACGCCAGCACAAGAAAGUCGCCAAAGAAGUGAACGAAUCCUCCAAGGCCGCUGAGGAGGAGCAAAAACUGAAGAUCCGGGCUGUUGUCGAUGAAGCAAACGAGGAGGGCUUCCCUCGCGAUCCCGAGGAGACAGAGGCAUACUUCAUGCAGGAGGUCGCACGGGGUGAGGGAAUGUGCCAGGAUGGAAGCGAUCCCGUAGAGGCUGCGCUGUGCUUUUACAAGGCAUUGAAGGUCUACCCACAGCCGAGAGAGUUGAUUAGCAUUUACGACAAGACAGUGCCAAAGCCAAUCCUUGAUAUCCUCGCCGAGAUGAUCGCCGUCGACCCAAGCAUAUCUGUUACUGGUGCGAGCUCGGACGCUGGAGAGUCGGCGAACGUCGAAUAGGCCAAGACGUUCGCUCGCGACUAUUGUAUGCGCCCACGAGGGAGAUGAAGUCGCCUGGGAAGAAUUCAUCUCUGAAUCACUCGUUGUUCUCAGUGAUACAGCAGCAAGAGCUUAGGAAGCAGCUGCUCUCAGCCAGGGCGAUUGCAAUGGGACGGAAGAGACGAUGAUGUGAUGGGACGUGGAUGGUAUGAACGUCAAGGCGCGAGGUGGCAGAUGUGAAUGAAAAGAUACAGUUGAAGGCAUAGCAGCGGCGUUUGCACAGGGAUUUGGACGCGCAUGGCCGCGGCAUUCAGGACCACUCACCUCAUGAGCUUGUGCAGUGUAUAAAAGUUUCUUCAUUGUACACUACAUAUAUUCAGCACUUGGCCAGGCGCUGGCCAAGGAUGUCAUGAAUGGACCAAUGACUGGUGGACCUCAUUUCGGGAGUCAUCCAUUUUCCGCCACACGACAAAGGUAUUGCAAACCAUU